GAAGAAGUUUUAACCAUGUUGCACGUUCGGAUUGGACUUCUUGACUAGCGUGGUUAGUUUAACCGAGACCGUGGUAAGUUUUACUGGGCAGGCUGAGGUCGGUAAAAUUAAUCAUUCGGCUUGGUUAAUUUAACCCUGAGGGAAUUGUAACCGACGUUCGGAUUGGAUUUUUUUUGGUCAAUUUAGCCAGUGACUCAGUUAAUUUGACCAAAUUAAGUCCAGUGCGAUAGGGGCUUAAGACACAAAAACUCUCCCAGUGAACCCUACCAGGGACCGAGGCACUGGUCGACCCCUUGGUUCGAACCCCCUCUUUGGAAAUGUCGGACCCCUUGAUGGCAAAUUUCUGGAGCCACCAGAGAUUCCCCAACAGCGAUCCAAAUUUGAGUCUCAAACUCUGACAGUUUUUUACCUCAUCCACACUGUGGUUGGAGAAAUAUGUUUUAAAUAGGCACAUCUAGAUUCCAUUCCUGUAAAUUACCAUAUCAGACUGCAAAAUACUUUUUCAAAAAAGGUUCUCCAAAGAAAUGACUGGCUUCUUCCACAACAAGGCAGGGUCAAGAAUUUCCCAAUGGGACGUCAUGUGCACCCUGGAUCCCUACUAGUGCCACAAAGCCUUUAAUUCGCUGCACCACAUGCCUCUACAAUUGAUAAUCAAUAAUAAAUUUUAUCUCAGCCACCAAGGAAGCCAUUCGUGUGUUGGAUCCUUCAACUGGUGAUGAACUAAAGCGGCAGGUUUAUUUGGAUGAAAAGAAUUUUCCUGUGAAAUUGGAUUGCUUCGUCAUGUUACAAGACAAGUUGUGGGUGGGCUGUGGAACAAGCGGUCAACUUAUCAUCUUCAAUCAAGAGACUCUAGACGUGAUUGACACUUUGCGUGUCAGUUGUCGUGGUAUCAGUAAGCUGGUUGCAGUAGAUAACCGGAUUUGGGCUGGCAGCAAAAAUGGUAGACUGCACGUGUUCAACAGCGAGACAUUUCGCAAAGAGAAAGAUCUUGAGGCUCAUGAGGAUGCUAUUCGCUCCAUGUGCACCGCAGACUCGCAGUAUAUUAUAUCAGGAUCAGGAAGUAGGGAUGGAAAAGUUGCAAUUUGGAAAGCAAACUUUGUUUCAUCAUAGGCAGUGACAUACCAAAGUUGUUUCAUAUAUGAACAAAAAUUAAUUAAGUGGCGAAUUUCAUUUGCUCUUGGUUGGGUAUCAAUAUAAAAUAAAAAUAAUUUUUGUAUGCAAUAAUUAUUAUUUAAAUAACAACAGUAAUGAUAACAAUUAUUAUGUGUAUAAUAACAUGGUUCCCUAUUAGGCAACAAAUAGUGACUUUAAUCAAAUGUUUAUGUGACAUUAUUUAUAGACAAUGACAUAGUUUGUGACAUCGGCAGUAUUUUUGUUAAUUGAGGCUUGCCUUCACAAAACCAGCAUCAGUGACCAAAAACUGGAAAUUGACUUUUUGAUAUUUACUCUUAUUUUCCAAAUUUUAAGCUUUAAAAUGAUGGGUCAUUUACUGGAAUCAAAUUGUGACUGCCUAAGUUAUGAGUAAAAAUAAAUAUUUUAGCUUCUCUGUACUAAAAUAUACAAUACUGUUAAAUAUGUAUUCUAAUUGCUCGGACUCAGUUUAACAAUUAGCCAGAGUACGCUGAUUUUGGAAUGGCAAUCCUCAAUUGGUCAUUUUUAUAAUCUUGUAUAAUUUGCUCCAUUCAGUAUAUAAUAGUACUGCCUUUGCACGUUGUUUCAAUUAAGAUACCAUGAACAAAUAAAUGAUGGCUAAUCAUGUCUUGAAUAGACCACAACACAUAUUUGUUAUGUCACAGCCAUUUGUGUUCUCUAUUAUAUUAUGAGAGUGGUAUUUUCUAAUGUCAUAGGCAAUUGUGAUCAGUACUCAAUACGAAGAAUGUAUAUUUUGUGCAUUUUAUAAGCAGUAG
Anneissia japonica is the source of this 1907-nucleotide messenger RNA. Its product is annotated as DENN domain-containing protein 3-like. The transcript has 3 exons. The record is from RefSeq and is a predicted model, not a curated record. Gene Ontology annotation, molecular function: protein binding. NCBI's taxonomy places the organism in Eukaryota, Metazoa, Echinodermata, Crinoidea, Comatulida, Comatulidae. The coding region runs from base 781 to 1110 and encodes 109 amino acids.